This is a messenger RNA of Dacryopinax primogenitus, 1056 nucleotides long. Its product is annotated as Aldo/keto reductase. NCBI's taxonomy places the organism in Eukaryota, Fungi, Basidiomycota, Dacrymycetes, Dacrymycetales, Dacrymycetaceae. The transcript is spliced from 3 exons. Bases 1 to 1056 code for a protein of 351 amino acids. The record is from RefSeq and is a predicted model, not a curated record.
AUGUCCACUACCACUCAGCCCCCAGUGCAGUACGUCCGCCUCGGCAACUCUGGCCUGCGGGUCUCCCUCCCCAUCGUGGGGUGCAUGUCCUUCGGCAGCUCGCAGUGGAGCGAUUGGGUCCUUGAUGAGGACAAGGCUCUGCCCCUGCUCAAGGCUGCUUGGGACCGUGGCGUCACGACGCUUGACACAGCGAAUGUGUACUCUAAUGGAGAGAGCGAAAAGAUCAUUGCCAAGUUCAUCAAGACGUACAAUAUCCCUCGCUCCAAGCUGGUCAUCCUGACCAAGUGUUACGGGAUCGUCGCCGAGGGCCAGCCUGGAUUUUUCACCGCUACGAAGCAGUACCUGCGUGACACACGCGAGUUUGUGAACCAAGCUGGUCUAUCCCGUGCAGCGAUCUUCAACGCUGUUGAAGCCUGUCUGCGCCGCCUGGAGACGGACUACAUUGAUCUGUACCAGAUCCACCGGUAUGAUCCGAACACGCCUGCGGAGGAGACGAUGUGUGCUCUGAAUGACCUCGUGCGAUCGGGCAAGGUGCGCUAUAUUGGUGCGAGCAGCAUGUACGCGUGGCAGUUCGCAGAGUACAACCAUGUGGCGGAGAAGAACGGGUGGACUCAAUUCGUGAGCAUGCAGAACCACUACUCGCUCCUGUAUCGGGAGGAGGAGAGGGAGAUGAUCCCGUACUGCAAGGCUAAGGGCAUUGGUCUGAUCCCCUGGGCGCCGCUCGCUGAGGGCAACCUGGCGAGGCCUGUGGCGAAGGAAGCACAUGAUGCGGAGAAGACGAGCCGUACGGACACGGCUGUGUUCAAGAAGUCUGUGACGGAGACGGACAAGCGUAUCAUCGCCCGUGUUGAGGAGCUCGCCAAGAAGUACAACGUCAAGAUGGCACAGAUUGCGAUCGCCUGGAUCAAUACAAAGGUGUCGUCCCCGAUCAUCGGAAUGAGCUCGCCCUCCAGGCUCGAGGACGCUAUUCCGGUGACGACGUUCAAGCUGACGAGCGAGGAUAUUAAGUACCUGGAAGAGCUGUACACACCUGUGGCCAUCCAGGGCCAUGCGUGA